This is a messenger RNA of Mauremys mutica (yellowpond turtle), 2806 nucleotides long. It is a transcript of the gene RMP64, whose product is annotated as nucleolus and neural progenitor protein. Bases 38 to 1648 code for a protein of 536 amino acids. The record is from RefSeq and is a predicted model, not a curated record. NCBI's taxonomy places the organism in Eukaryota, Metazoa, Chordata, Testudines, Geoemydidae. Gene Ontology annotation, biological process: positive regulation of Notch signaling pathway. The transcript has 10 exons. Gene Ontology annotation, cellular component: nucleus.
CACUCUCCGAGUCCCGCCCGCUUCUCACCCCGGCAAGAUGGCGGCGCCCGUGCAGGGGGAGGCGGCGUGGAACCGGUGGCGCGUGCCGUGGCCUGCGAGCAGCGCUACGGUGGCCCUGCCGGCCCAACACCCGGCAGUGAGAUGCCUUCCAGCUGUUGUUAAAGGAUGUUACAAGGUCAGCAUGUUGCUAAAGAGUAAAGCUGUGGAUGCAGAAGGAAAAGUUUUACAUUCGAUCCUUUAUGGUUUCCACAACAGAAUGGCUCACCAUAAAACCUAUUUGUCUCUGAAACAGGUAGAACAAUGCUUAAAGCGUUUAAAUCAGAUGAACUUGAUGGGCUCCAUUCAAGAUCUGGCGGAGUUGUGUCCCAAGAAAAGUAAAUCUGAAAAUGCAGGGAAGUGUUUAGUUCCCAGCCAGCCUGUGACAGAAGUGGUGGCGGUGAAGAUCUUGGGAGGCUGCAAGCUCUUGCUGCGCUUACUGGAGUGUUGCUGCAAAGCAUUUGUCCUGUCUGUUAAGCAUCUGUGUUUGGAAGAAUACAUCCUCUUGAACACUGUGGUUUCGGGAUUGUUGAGCAGAUUAUGGAUUCUCUAUAGGUGUGUAUUACAAAGCCUCAUUUCUUUAUAUGGGGUGUUGUCUGGGUUGCUGCAGGAGGUGUCCAGGACCCAGCAGAUGCCUUAUAUUAAGGGGUUUCCCUUCCCUUCUGAAAUCACUGAGUUUCUGGGACCCCUUUAUUUGGAGAUUAAGAAAAGACCUAAAGUACUUGCAACAAAAAAGGCAACUGGAUGGCUGAACAAACUGUUUGCAGGGCCUGCAGCAGCAUCCAGAUGCAGUAAAGAGAGAGGCCCGGCAGCUCCCACAAGGUGCAGCAAGAAGAUGACCAACAUCCAGCACCCCAUUGAUAUUGGGAAGCCGGUUCUGGUGAAGAGAGCUAACCGAGGGAAGCAGUUGGGAUUUGACAUCAAGGCCUUAUGUAGGCAACUGAAACCCAGAGUCCAAGAGGAUGUAGACUUCAGGCUAACACUUUCUGAAGCAAAAGCAGUGAGAUCUCAGCAUGCCAAAUCCCUUGUGUUGCGGUUUAGAGAAGCCUGCUCUUUCGGAGAACUGUCUGAAGCACUCAAAACGGCCAUUCUCUGCUGCAAAAGCAAAAAGCUCAAGUCAGAAGCUUUCUUUCUGGGAACAAAACUUUUGAAAAGCAAACGGCUGCAGCAUGUGGAGGCUCAGGGCUGCAGAUUACAGAAAAAACUGGGCUGUGUUAAAGCAUCUAUCUGUAAAUACCUUCUCUCUGGCUUGCAAAAGGCACAUUGGCCAAAGCAGUACCGCAGAGCAAGUUCCUGGCAGCAAAGGAAGAUCAAACUGUCCAGAAGGUCAAAAUCUGUCUCAAAGAAGACUCCAGAGUUUGUUCAACAAAACACUUCCAGCCUUUUUGAAGAUAGUAUACCUGGUGCUGUGUCCCUCUUUCCUUCUCAGCAGUGUGAGCAUUCACUUCACCUAAGAAAAGCAGGAGACUGUAGCGCUACCAGGCAUGUUGAAGAACAAGACAAAGUGGGGACCUCUGAACCUGUGGUGCUGGAAAGAAACCCUGGGCCUACAGUGAAAGGGACUAGUGAGAACGAUGAUAUUGAUGACAUUUUUGCAGCAAUGGGUGUAUAACACUGGUGUGGUGAUGUGGGGGCAUCACAGCAGUGUAAGCACGGAGGAGGUGACCUGGUACAGCAGUUCCCAUGAUGCCACUGAAAUCUUGCCUUUAUCACAAUGCCCCAGUGAUCUGUUUUCACUUAGAAGAAUGUUGGGGGUGUAUGGAAUACUCUAUUAUACAGCACCUACAAUGGGCUGCUGGUCCACAACUGGUGCUGCUAGGCACUAUAAUACACAAAAUAAUCUAGGUGCCAUGCCUCCUUAAAACCAAUCUUUACAAUAGUGUCCACAAGAAAGAAGAUAUAAGAUGGGGUAGCUUUGAUCUUCCAUCCUCUGGGCUACCUUUAAGUAUCCUAUCUCACUUCUCCUGUAAACACUUCAGCAUAGACACACUGUAUAUUUAACACCACUGGGGGUGGUGCUGUAUAAGUAUUCAAAUUAAGGCAUAUUACAGUAAAUCUAAAGACUGAUGAUGAUUGGGAAGUGGGAAGAGACAUGCAUGUCUUUGUUCUAGAGAUUUCUAUUUAAUGAUACCUGGCUUUCAGAGUAACUACCCAACUCCUGAACCAUGCAUAAAAGGUUUCCCCUACACAAGUUUUUUGAUCUUAUUCUUUGCAUAAAAAUAAAUUAAAAUUUCUACAAAAGUCCUCUAGGCUGUUAUUUACAAGGUUAAAUGCUAGGUUCAGGCAAUAGGCUUGAGUAGUCCUGCAGGGUAAUACAGCAGGCCAAUCUUAGAAGUCGUCUAUUUCUUAGUGAGUUGAUUAAUAGUUUUUUCCAUAUAAUGGAUUCUCACAGCAGAGUGCAGCUAAAUCUAAUGAAGGUGAGCCUAGAGUCACAGCUAACUGAAGCUAAAUCUAAAAAGUCAGCAUCCUCACUAAUAUCUGGCAGCACACACACAAAAAAAGCAAAGCUAUUUAUAUGAAAAAAAAUUAUAUAUAUUAGCUUACGACCCCAUUGUGGGCCUAAGACUACUGGACAUGCAGCAUUUUAGUGCAAAUAAAUUCUUGUUCCUUAUGUGGAAAUAUUCUCACAUGCCUGAAUAUAUUUAACAUCACAGACUCAAAGCAAGAGAAGUGAAUGAACUGUUGAAACAUUUUAUUGUUCAUAAAUACCCCCUUAUAAAGAGAAGACACAGAAAAGCAAAAGUUUCAAUACCUGGGCUAACUUACACUG